AUUGCAGUCCUCUAUUUCCUAAGGUUAAACUUCGCACUUGGUAGCAAGCCUGCGGGAGGCUGCACCGCCAUCUCCGCCAGGGCGGGACGCAGGGGUGGCCGGGAAGGGGGCGGAGCCCGGAACCUGAACACGCACUUCCGCGUGAGGGUCUCCCGCCAGCCAAUCACUCCUGACGCCCCGCCCCUUCCGCGCUGGGAAAAACGGACCUGCCAGUGUCUUCCGGCGGAGCUGUGCGGCUCCUUACCAUGGGGACAAUUCAUCUCUUUCGAAAGCCACAAAGAUCAUUUUUUGGAAAAUUAUUACAUGAAUUUAGACUUGUAGCAGCUGACCGACGGUCCUGGAAGAUCCUGCUCUUUGGUGCAAUAAACUUGAUAUGUACUGCCUUCCUGCUUAUGUGGUGCAGCUCUACUAACAGUAUAGCUUUGACUGCCUAUACCUACCUGACCAUUUUUGAUCUUUUUAGUUUAAUAACAUGUUUAAUAAGUUACUGGGUAAUGAUGAGGAAACCCAGCCCUGUCUAUUCAUUUGGGUUUGAGAGGUUAGAAGUGCUGGCUGUCUUUGCCUCCACAGUCUUGGCACAGUUGGGAGCUCUCUUUAUACUGAAAGAAAGUGCAGAACGCUUUUUGGAGCAGCCUGAGAUUCACACGGGAAGAUUAUUGGUUGGCACUUUUGUGGCUCUCUCUUUCAACCUGUUCACGAUGCUUUCUGUUCGGAAUAAACCUUUCGCCUAUGUCUCUGAAGCUGCCAGUACGAGCUGGCUUCAGGAGCACGUUGCAGAUCUGAGUCGAAGCUUGUGUGGAAUUAUUCCAGGACUCAGCAGCAUCUUCCUUCCCCGAAUGAAUCCCUUCGUUCUGAUUGACCUUGCUGGAGCAUUUGCUCUUUGUAUUACGUAUAUGCUGAUUGAAAUUAAUAAUUACUUUGCCGUGGACACCGCCUCUGCGAUAGCCAUUGCCCUGAUGACCUUUGGCACCAUGUACCCCAUGAGUGUGUACAGUGGGAAAGUGCUGCUCCAGACAACACCUCCCCAUGUGAUCGGCCAGUUGGACAAACUUAUCAGAGAGGUGUCUACUUUGGAUGGAGUUUUAGAAGUCCGAAAUGAACAUUUUUGGACCCUUGGUUUUGGCUCAUUGGCUGGGUCAGUGCACGUGCGAAUUCGGCGGGAUGCAAAUGAACAGAUGGUUCUCGCUCACGUGACCAACAGACUCUACACGCUAGUAUCCACUCUGACUGUUCAGAUUUUUAAGGAUGACUGGAACAGGCCUGCCUUACUGUCCGGACCCGUGGCAGCCAGUGUCCUGAACCUGCCCGAUCAUCACGUCGUCCCCAUGCCGCUUCUCAAGGGCUCGGACGAGCUGAACCCUGUCACGUCGACUCCAGCGAAACCCAGCAGUCCCCCACCAGAAUUCUCCUUCAAUACCCCAGGAAAAAACGUGAACCCAGUCCUGCUUCUGAACACGCAAGCAAGACCUUAUGGUUUGGGUCUUAAUCACGGACACAGCCCUUACAGCAGCUUGCUUCAUCCAGGACUUAGAGUUCCCGGAAUUGGAGCAACGCAAGGAUUCAGGACUGGUUACGCCAACCUUCCAAGUAGAUCUGGAAUGAACAACAACAGGCUUGGGCCGCCAAGACCGUGAUGUGCUCUGACUUGAUUUUGAUAAGGAACCCUGACUCCUCGGCCUCAGAUGAAGUCAGCUCCACACUGACUGUUCAGUCAUGUACUCAGAUUGUUAGACACUCGUUGGCUUGUCACAUUUCAUGAAAUCUAUAAACUAUUUUUAUAAGAUGUAUUUGUGGCAGUGAGAUCCUUAUAAGUGUCAUAGGCUCUUAAGAGGCUUCCUUUCGAAGGCGGUUUUCUCUGAAUUUGAACUUUGCUGUCUUUGCUUUUGUAGUUGACAGUGGUGUAACACACCUUUCUAAAAACGGUCUUUGACGGACUAGAUCUGUCAGUAGAAUGUGAUGUUUUCUUCAGCGGGAUUUACAAACCUACUUCUUGAAUAUUGUGCAUUUAAGGAAAGGUAAACGAAUGUCCAUGCAAAAAGAAAGCAUCUCUUUUAUAGGUUUUCUAAGUUUAAAUGCUGUACUUUUCUUUUGAGAUCCUUCUGGGUUAUGUCUUGCAGAGGAAAGGCAAAAAUUUUUUAUCAAGAAAUUUUCAAUACGUUGUCCUAUGUGAUACAAUAUAAGUUUUUUACUAUAGGACUUUUGUUGAAGUUUUCCUCAUUUAAGAUUUCAGUACAUUUGUACAUAGUGUGGUUCCCAGUGUUUAUUUUGGUGAAAUGAAAACCAAAUAUGUGAGGAUGUGCAACAAGGAAGUCACAGUUUUCUAUGUUCUAUUUAUAAUCAAAUACUAACAUAAUGAUGGAAUUUAUCUUUUUGUCACAUUUCCAUCGGUUGCUGACUUUAUAAGUAACUACAUAGAAUAUUUUAUAAAAUUCCAUACAUAAUAUGGAAUUGGAUAUAUAUUUUUUAAGUUGCAUACAGCAUUUGACAUUACCUAAUUUCAUCAAAACAAAAAGGACCUUACAGAGUGUGGUGGUAGAUAUGCUGUGAGAAGUGUCUGAUUUCUUGUUUGAAUUAUUAACUGUAAUGAAGUGGGAGAAUCCGCCAGGUUAUUUUUCAGUGGAUUUUACUCUUAGCACUUUCUAACAAGGUCAGUAUUUUCCAAAAACAUAAGCCACAGCAGUUGCACAUCACCCGGGAAACUGUCUCGUUUUAUCAAGAGGUUUAUAAGGAGGGAUUUAGAAAGAGGUUUUGAAAAUGGAUCCAGUAAGUUCUUAAAGUCCACUAUUCCUGGAGUUUUAUCAUUUGCCCUGCGGGAGGCAGCUCUCUGGAGAUUUUUGGGUUGUUUUUUUAAUAGAGUUUGUACCAGCUUCUUCAGUUCACACAUCCUUUCAAUAGGAGCGACACUUCCAAAUCCUGUUUUUCCACACCGGAACACGAGCGUCGUGCCAGCCAUCUGCCAAGCAGAACUGGAAUCACCUAUGGAGUCAGUGAUCCCAUUGUAAAUGCCUUCUGCUUUGUGAGAACUUGGUCGUCUUGGCACCUGCAACCCUGUCGGGACAUUUGCCAUG
Ochotona curzoniae (black-lipped pika) is the source of this 3068-nucleotide messenger RNA. It is a transcript of the gene SLC30A6, whose product is annotated as solute carrier family 30 member 6. Gene Ontology annotation, cellular component: membrane. Gene Ontology annotation, biological process: monoatomic cation transport; transmembrane transport. Lineage: Eukaryota; Metazoa; Chordata; Mammalia; Lagomorpha; Ochotonidae. The transcript has 14 exons. The record is from RefSeq and is a predicted model, not a curated record. Bases 246 to 1634 code for a protein of 462 amino acids. Gene Ontology annotation, molecular function: monoatomic cation transmembrane transporter activity.